AUGGCAGAGGAUUUGUUGCAGUGGAGUUUGGAUCAAUUACAUCACCAAUUUUGUCUGGAGGCAUCUGAAGACAUCGUCAAAUACAUUAUAUCAAUUGAAAAAGAAGAGGAGAUUGAAGAGUAUGUGGGCGACCUUCUUCAGGGUACAGAUGGGAGGAAAGGACAGUUCAUUAAGGAGUUCCUAUGCAAGUGGAAAAAGACUCAAAGACAGGCCGGAGAUACGGCUGGUCUAUUCCUUCUCACAGAGUCGAUGUCUGCAACAGACUCACAAGAUAUGAUCAAAGAUACCCAGAAGAAGUCUAAACGGAAGGGUCGUAACAAACAAGAGGUGUUGACUGUGAGUCAAACUGACCCAGAACCAGAGGCUGUCAAAACACCUAUUGACCUAAUGAGGACUCAAGAAAGCUCUAGUAUGGCUUCAACAAAGAAGAAAACCAAGUUUACAAGUCUUUAUGCUAAAGAAGGCCAAGACAAGCUGACUGUUUUACUACCUGGACGACAAAGCUGCGACUGCCUUGCUCAGAAGCACAGACUCAUCAACAAUUGUAUCAGUUGUGGUCGUAUCGUAUGCGAGCAAGAGGGAUCCGGUCCAUGUCUCUUCUGUGGUAGCCUGGUCUGCACCAAAGAAGAACAAGAGAUUCUGCUAAGAGACUCAAACAAAAGCCAGAAACUAAGAAAGAAGCUGAUGGGAGAUUGUGGUGAAAGAGAUUACCUAGUACAUCAAGAAAACAAGAUGAAGGCUGGUUUGGAGAAGGCUGUCCAGCACAAAGAUAAACUGUUGGAAUAUGACAGGACAAGUGUCAAGAGAACUCAGGUACUUGACGAUGAGUCUGAUUACUUUGCAACUGACAACCAAUGGUUGUCAAACGCUGAGCGUGACAAGCUAAGGAAGAAGGAGGAAGAGCUGAGAGAACUUCGUCAUGCGUCCCGUAAAGACCGGAAAAUUACCUUGGAUUUCGCUGGUAGACAAGUCCUUGACGAGGGAAACAACUUGAACGAGUACUACAAUAAAUUAGAUGAGACCCUCCAAGCAAUACACAUUGACUCUGCGGUAAAAUCUCCAUUGUAUAAACGACAAAGUGAACAACAGAAUCUCCGUGAACUGGUCAACCCCAACAUAAGGCAGAGUGCACCACAAUGGGUAGAUACCGGCAACAGGGAAAACAACAAAAGGAGCUUAGUGAAGGAACAGAGCUUGGCACAUGAUGGAAAGGAAGGAGAGCGGGCAAGGUUGAGGCUCCAAGAUAAAGAAUUGCAGGAGAUGUCUGAUGGAGGCUGGUGUCUCAGCAUGCACCAGCCAUGGGCAUCACUACUGGUCAAAGGCAUCAAGAGAGUAGAGGGCCGAACAUGGUAUACAUCACACCGUGGCCGUCUUUGGAUUGCUGCUGCGGCCAAGAAGCCUACUCCUGAGGAGAUUGCUGAAGUGGAGGCUAUGUACUGCUCCAUCUACAAUAAAGAUCCCAGGUUUCCUUCCAACUAUCCCACUGGCUGCCUGUUGGGCUGUGUCAAUGUCACCGAUUGCCUUUCUCAAGAUCAGUUUAGAGAGCAGUUCCCCAGCACAUGUGAGGAGUCUGCGUCCCCAUUCGUCUUCAUCUGCACUAACCCUCAGGAGCUGGUGGUAAAAUUCCCAAUGAAAGGGAAGCACAAGAUCUGGAAGCUAGAGAGCCACUACCACCAGGGUGCCAAGAAGGGGCUGGUCCCUUCGGCCACAGAGUGA
Nerophis lumbriciformis (worm pipefish) is the source of this 1716-nucleotide messenger RNA. The record is from RefSeq and is a predicted model, not a curated record. NCBI's taxonomy places the organism in Eukaryota, Metazoa, Chordata, Actinopteri, Syngnathiformes, Syngnathidae.